GCUGGCCAGGUGGGCGUCAAGGUCCUGGAGGGCCAGCUGCCCGAGGGAGACCUGGCCUCCGGAGCCGGCCUCAAGGGCCACCUGCCCAAGGUGCAGAUGCCCAGCUUCAAGAUGCCCAAGGUGGACAUCAAGGGCCCCCACGUGGACGUCACGGGCCCCAAACUUUAUGCGCAGCCAUGUGUCGGGACUCUAGUGUCCCCCCAUGAUAGUCACCCUUUCCUGGGGUGUCCUGCAAUUGCUGCUGCGCCUAGUCAAGUGACUUUUCCUAAAUUCCAUAAACCUAAGUUUGGAUUUUCUGUCCCAAAAGCAGGGGUUCUUGAGGGAGACGCACAGGCGGCAGAGUGUAGCCUGGUGCUGUCUCCUCUGAGCCCUCCUCAGGGGCUGGACUCCGCCGAGGUCGCCGAGCGGCUCCUGGCGUCGGGUCCACAGCUGCCAAGCAAGGGCUUCCCUGUGCCCCAGCGGAUGGAGCCCUGGGGACCCUCAGGGACCUCGGCCACAGCUCCUGGAGAAGCCCCUGCUGAAGUGGCUCACUGUGAUGGGAAAGGGAGUCCCUUCAAAGUGCCCACGCUCAAGCUGCCGUCCCUUAGCUGGUCUCCGAAGAAGAAGGCGCAACCCGCAGUUGGCCCAGAACGCGGCCCGGAGGACUUGGCGCGCAGCCCGGUGUCAGGUCCAGGCCAGUCGGACUCCCUGCCUGGGGUGCAGGCGCCGAAGAGGGAUGUGCACACGGAUGUGCCUCCUGGGCAGGACGGGGACGAGGGGAAGCCCAGGGAGCCUGGCUUGGCCGCGCCAGAACUCGCACUUCCCCUAACAAAGUCCUCCAAGGACAGGGUGGAGGUGACCCAGGCUGAAGCCGACGUGCCGCUUCCCAAAUGUGACCUGUCUGUUGGAGGUGGCAGCACGGGCCUUGGGGAUGUCUCAGCAAGCCAGCCCUCCGGGGUUGCGACAGGCCCUGCAACAGAAGACACCCUCCAGCCACCAUGUAGGAAAGCAGAGGCUGACGUCCCCGCCGUGGAAAGUCCAGAAGAGGAAGCCACAGCAGGGGAGACGCCCGUGGACUCCCAGGAGCACUGGUUUAAGAUGCCCACGCUCCGCAUGCCCCGUUUCCGGCGCUCCUCCCGGGACAGAGGCGGGGCCGGGAAGCAGGAAGCGGCUACAGCUGGAGCCAAGGAGCCCCCCGGCCCUGCAUCAAGGGUGGAGGGCAGUACGUCCCUGCGGCCCCCAGAAGCAGAGGCAGAUGUGACAGCUUCUGAGAGCAAAUUGUCCGCAGAUGUCCUCGGGCAUGAUGGUGACAGCACAGGCUUGCAGCUGCUCCUCCCCUCCGCCGGGAGGCCUGAGGCCCAUCCUUCUCUUUCCAAGGCCAGGACGCAGCCAGCCGAAGGCUCCCUCCCACUCUCCAUGGCCCGCCUGGGACUCUCAGAGAGCCGGGCUCCUCCAGGAGAAGCAGGCGGGAUUCCUCCUCCCACGCCAGGAGAGCGUGACCUGGCCGGGGUGGAGGAGACGACAGGGAAACCGUGUUCCCUGCCGGAAGGUCCUCUUAAACUGAAAGCUUCAAGUACCGACGUGCCCUCCCAGAUUUCCGUAGUUAGCACCAAUCAGCUCUGGGAAGAUUCUGUGGUAACUGUCAAAUUCCCCAAGGUAAAGGUACCAAGGUUCUCCUUCCCCGCCCCCAGCGCGGAGGCCGAUGUGUUCAUCCCCACCGUGCGCGAGGUGCGGUGUCCAGAGGCCAGCGCCGGCGUGGCCCUCGGCAGGGAGAGCCCGGGGCCGUGGGAAGCCAGCAUCCUGAUGGCAGGCGCUGGGGGCCCCGGGGAGCAGCCUGCAGACCUCGACCUCUCCUUGGCAGCUCCCCCAGUUUCUAAGGUCAGAGUGCGCAUCCAGGGUGCUCAGGCUGAGAGUCAAGAGGUCACCAUACACAGCAGGGUGACACCAGCAUUUGCAGAGCUCUCGGCGCCCCGGGCUUUUUCCACUCAGAUCGUGCGGGAGUCAGAGAUCCCUGUGUCCAAGAUUCAAACACCUGCUUACGGGUUUUCCUUGCUAAAGGUGAAAAUCCCGGAGCCCCAAAUGCAAGCGACGGCACACACAGUGACAAGAGACUCCCGCACCUGGGAGGGCUCGGAAGAGGCUCCCACACAGGCCUCCCCAGGAGCAGACUCCGUCCCUGGAGAGCUGCAGCCUGACACCGGGGAACCAUUCGAGAUCAUCUCCUCCAGCGUCAGCGCACCGGGACCGCAGACGUUCGCCCUGGAAGUCCGUUCCGGUCACCAGCUUGCAGACAGCUGUUUGGAUGAGGAGCCAGCAGAGAUUCUGGAGUUUCCCCCUGACGACGGCCAGGACGCAAGCACGCCGCUGGCGGACGGAGACAGGGCUACAAAAGAGAGACCGGAAAGUAAGAAAUCGGGUCUGCUCUGGUCUUGGCUUCCAAACAUCGGCUUUUCAUCUUCUGUCGAUGACACAAGUGCCGAUUCUAAGGAGGACGUCCCGAGAUCUGCCCCCGUGCAAAUGCAGCCCGAGGCACGGCCAGACACAGAGCUGCCCAAAAAGCAGGAGAGGGCAGGCUGGUUCCGGUUCCCCAAGCUGGGGUUCUCCUCUUCCCCUGCCAAGAAAGGCAAAAGCACCGAGGAGGAGGCAGAGCCGGCGGAGCAAAAGCUCCACGAAGAAACAGUCACCUUUUUUGAUGCCCGAGAGAGCUUCUCCCCCGACGAGCAGGACGACACGGCUGGUGAUGAUUCUGUGCCCAGACCACGACCACGGGAAGGCCACGAGGUGUGA
Propithecus coquereli (Coquerel's sifaka) is the source of this 2766-nucleotide messenger RNA. It is a transcript of the gene AHNAK2, whose product is annotated as AHNAK nucleoprotein 2. The annotation marks the transcript as partial. The record is from RefSeq and is a predicted model, not a curated record. Gene Ontology annotation, biological process: regulation of RNA splicing. NCBI's taxonomy places the organism in Eukaryota, Metazoa, Chordata, Mammalia, Primates, Indriidae. The transcript has a single exon. Gene Ontology annotation, cellular component: cytoplasm; costamere; nucleus.